Molecule: messenger RNA, 1245 nt
Organism: Orbicella faveolata
Lineage: Eukaryota; Metazoa; Cnidaria; Anthozoa; Scleractinia; Merulinidae
Biological process (GO): negative regulation of transcription by RNA polymerase II
Cellular component (GO): PRC1 complex; chromatin
Molecular function (GO): chromatin binding
Source: RefSeq, a predicted model, not a curated record
UUACCAAAUGUAAAUGCAUAACAUUUUUUAAUCACUGAUAUUUGUUCUGCCGGCUGUUUUAGAGCUGAAAUUCGCGCACGUUUGGUUGUUCCUCGGAUUUUACGAUAUUUACCGUAUAUGUUUUGUUUGUUGCUCCUAAAGGAAACAGAUUUUGUCCCAAACAUGCAAAUGACCUACACACGAUUUUUCUUGUGUUUUUGUAGGCAGCCAAGGAUGUGGAACCGUCUGUAAACAUUGAAGACGUCAAUGAUAAUGCUAGGGAUUGUGAAAUCGCUGAGCCAUCGCAGGAAGUUCUUCCCGAUCCACCAGUGAAAAGAAAACGUCGGAAAAAACGAAAGAUACCGAAGAUGGACGGAGGCAGUGGCGAGGUUCCUUUGCCGGAACCUUUAGCCUCUGAGGAGUUAAAUCCUCUCGCCGUAAACGAUGCAGGAGAAGCCGAAAAGUUAGAUGUGGAAAUUUGUGCCACCAACGUCGAAGAGAAAGCUCUACAGAACGCGGUACCCGGCGAGGGCAGUUUUUCUGGUUCGGUUUUGAAAGCCGAAGAAGUCUGCUCGAAGGAAAUUGCGGUGCCUUCGACCUCUUUAGUGGACGAAGUCAUGAGCGGUCCUUCGAGUAGCAGUAGUAAUACAAAGACAGACAUACUCGACACAACUGUGGUAGCUGAAAAAGCUGCAGUCAACGACAAAGAUAAACCAGUGAACACAAGCGCUGAUGCAGUUCCGACGGCUUCAACAAACCCGCUACCCACUACACGGAAUGAAACCCCUCUCCCUGCCCCCUCGGAAGUCAAAAACACCCCGGUGAUCCCACGGUAUUCGCGAUUUGAAUUCCUAGCCAACAGUAUGAUAAUCACAGACGUUACCACGGAAAGAGGGACAGUUACAGUGAAGGAAUGUUCUGCUUACGAAGGCUUUUAUGGCCCUGAACCAGAUAGGCCCGGAUAAUAUGGACAGAAGGAAAUCAGAUGAGAAAAAUAGGGACCAGAAUUAACUAGUAAACUGAAAAAGUACAAAAGAGGUUUAAAAUAAACUAUUUACGUUAUUUAUGCGUUCAGCAGUGACGCUUUAUUUACACUGAACGAUAAAGUUGACUCGUUACGAUAGUUAGAGAAAGAAAAAAAUGAACAGGAAAAGUUCAUGGUUAGGGUAACUAAUUGUUAAUUUAACGAAGGAUUGCGUAAGAGGAAAAAAAGAAAGAAAGAGCUGAUUUGUAACUUGUGCUUAUUAAACAAUCCUUUUAACAUUC